AUGGUAAGAAGAAAUGCAUUUUAUUUACCAGCUUUAUUUUUAGGUGGAGCGUCUUUAAGCCAUUUUUAUGCAUCGAAAGAAUUAGAUGAAAUAGAAAAAGAAGUGAAAAAAUCCAUCUGGGGAUUUUCAACUGGUGUAGUAAUAGGGUUAGUAAUUGGAAUAUGUAUAGGAACAAAUUAUUAUUACAUUUUCAAUAAAAUAUUUUCAUUAUUUGAUUAUUUUAUGAAAGAUCCGGAAGAAGAAAAAGAUGAAUAA
Molecule: messenger RNA, 255 nt
Organism: Plasmodium gaboni
Lineage: Eukaryota; Apicomplexa; Aconoidasida; Haemosporida; Plasmodiidae
Product: putative succinate dehydrogenase subunit 3
Exons: 1
Coding region: 1-255 (84 amino acids)
Source: RefSeq, a predicted model, not a curated record